Monoraphidium neglectum is the source of this 948-nucleotide messenger RNA. RefSeq lists its product as hypothetical. Gene Ontology annotation, cellular component: nucleus. Lineage: Eukaryota; Viridiplantae; Chlorophyta; Chlorophyceae; Sphaeropleales; Selenastraceae. The coding region runs from base 1 to 948 and encodes 315 amino acids. The record is from RefSeq and is a predicted model, not a curated record. Gene Ontology annotation, molecular function: ATP binding; RNA helicase activity; nucleic acid binding. The transcript has 7 exons. Gene Ontology annotation, biological process: rRNA processing.
AUGGGGCGUAAGGAGCGCGAGGAGCGGCGCAAGGAGCAGGCGAAGCUGCGCCGCCGCGCCGAGAAGCACAUGGGCAAGCGCUCUAGCCAGGAGACCCGGGAGAUAGACGACCUCGAGGCGCGCAUCGCGGCGGGCGCCCCGCCACCGGGCACCAACCCGCUCGCGCUCGACGCGCCGGCGGCCGGCAGCGGGGCCUACGCCGGCGCUAGGACGUUUGAGGAGCUCCCGCUGAGUGCGGCGACGCGGGCCGCGCUGAAGCAGGCCAAGUUCACGCAGCUCACGGCCAUCCAGCGCGCGGCGCUGCCGCACGCGCUGGCGGGGCGGGAUGUGCUGGGUGCGGCAAAGACGGGCAGCGGCAAGACUCUCUGCUUCCUCAUCCCGGGUGGCUGGUCCCAAAUCAGCUGGGGGCCGGCCCACAGCAGCGGCAGCGGCGGGGCGCGCGGGCCUCUGGUGGAGCUGCUGUUCCGCCGCCGCUGGGGCAAGCUGGACGGACUGGGCGCCCUGGUGCUCACGCCCACGCGCGAGCUGGCCAUGCAGAUAUUUGAUGAGCUGGUCAAGGUGGGGCGGCGCCACGAGAUCAGUGCGGGCCUGCUGAUAGGUGGCAAGAAGGUCAGCGAGGAGGCAACACGAGUGGCUUCACUAAACGUGCUCAUCGCCACGCCGGGCCGCCUGCUGCAGCACAUGGACGAGACGCCCGGCUUUGACGCGAGCGGGCUGCAGAUGCUGGUCCUUGACGAGGCGGACCGCAUCCUUGACCUGGGCUUCGCGGCCACCCUGGACGCAAUCAUCGCAAACCUGCCCAGGGCGCGCCAGACGCUGCUGUUCAGCGCCACCCAGACCAAGUCGGUGCGCGACCUGGCACGGCUCAGCCUGGACCACCCAGAUAACCAUAUGGUGGGCCCCCAGCAGAACCGCCCUGGACAUUCCUGGACGGGUCCUGGCAAAUAG